CACACCUCGACCACCAACACCUCGACAGCCAUGGCCGACGACAAGGACGCUUUCGCCGAGCAGCAGGCCCAGAUGAACGCGCCGCCGCCGCCCAAGUGGCGCCCGUCGCUGCGCUCGUUCGCCUACGCUCUCGGGCUCUUCCUCCUCUUCGGUAUCGCUUGCGGUCAGCUCGGCAUCUGGUCGUGGGCGCUCCAGAAGUACGGCAACAUCCGCCGUGUCGAGGACUACCCGAACGCCGAGACGAUGCAGACCGGCAACAUGCUCUUUGCGACGAGCCUCAUCACGAUCCUCGUCACGCUCGGCGCGCCUUUCCUCCCGCUCCUCUUCCUCGCCUUCCUCCUGUUCGCGGUCUUCGUCAUGAACAUCGUCGGUGCCGGCAUCCUCACGCACCAGAUCCCCUUCGAGGCCGGCUCGUGCUCGACGAGCAACGCCAACUGGGCGCGCUUCCUCCCCGACUGCAAGAAGUGGGUCGCCUACGAGGCGCUUGCGUGGACCGCGUUCGCGCUUGCCUUCGUCCUGUUCUGCGCCGUCCUCGCCGACGUGUUUGCGUUCGCCAAGAAGCGGCAGCACAAGCGCCACUACCUCCUCGGCGCGUGAGCGCGUUCCCAGAGCCACGACGCACGACCGGCGCACCGGUGCAGCGACCGCAUCGUCGGCGCUCGACCGGGACGUCGACGUGUUCUUGCGCCCGGACCUCGCCGAGGUCGUCCAUCCCUUUCCCUCCUUCCUCGCACACCACCCCUUCCUCCUUCGUCGUUCUCCCCACCCUUCCAGGCCUUUCGCCUUCACUGCCCAGUCGUCAAGCGUCGACCUCUCGCCCGCUUCGUCCUCCUCUCGAGCUUCCCUCCCUCGCCUGUUUAUAGUCCCUCCCCCUCUGCUUUUUAGACUAGUCGACGCCUCCGCGUGCCUAAUGAUCCUUUCGCUUUC
Molecule: messenger RNA, 927 nt
Organism: Rhodotorula graminis WP1
Lineage: Eukaryota; Fungi; Basidiomycota; Microbotryomycetes; Sporidiobolales; Sporidiobolaceae
Exons: 5
Coding region: 31-597 (188 amino acids)
Source: RefSeq, a predicted model, not a curated record